Molecule: messenger RNA, 2251 nt
Organism: Dothidotthia symphoricarpi CBS 119687
Lineage: Eukaryota; Fungi; Ascomycota; Dothideomycetes; Pleosporales; Dothidotthiaceae
Product: phosphoinositide phosphatase-like protein
Exons: 3
Coding region: 88-2196 (702 amino acids)
Biological process (GO): phosphatidylinositol dephosphorylation
Cellular component (GO): endoplasmic reticulum
Molecular function (GO): phosphatidylinositol-4-phosphate phosphatase activity
Source: RefSeq, a predicted model, not a curated record
CUCCAUCCCGCCAGCAUCUAGUACGGCCACUCUGCAGUGCAUCACUACACCACACACUGCUCACCGUCUCCGACAGCACCCGCCGCAAUGGGCGCCGUCGUGCCGUACCGCGACAUCAACGUGCACUCGUCCCCCUCGCACUAUGCCUUCUCGUCCCCCUCGUCCCCCUCGGCCCCGACGCUGGUGGUAGAGCGGCCGUCAGGUGACCUGCGUCUGCACGAGGGCAAGCUGCUGGGCUCCAAGCGCGUGUCGAGCGUGGCCGGCAUACUCGGCAUGAUCAAGCUGCGAUUAGACAAGUACAUCAUCGUCAUCACAAAGGCGCAGCCUGUGGGAAGGAUAAAGGGUCACAUGAUCUACCGCAUCGUCACCACCGAGUUCCUGCCACUGCGCGAGCAACCACUGCACGACGCUGACGAGGACAACUACGUCUCGCUCCUCAAGACCCUGCUCAAGACGUCCCCGCUCUUCUUCUCCUACGCCUUCGACAUCACCAACAGCUUCCAGCGACAGGCCCACCUCGACCCCUCGAUACCCCUGUGGAAGCGCGCGGAUGAUCGCUUCUUCUGGAACCGCUUCGUGCAGAGUGACUUGAUCGAUUUCAGGGGAGGGCAAGGCAAGGGCUAUGGAAGGCACGCGGGUGGUCAGCAGCCCGAGGUGGACCCCUACAUCCUGCCCGUCAUGUACGGGAUGAUGGAGAUCAAGAACACUUCAAUCAAGGGGACCCCACUCACCUUCAUCCUGAUCACUCGGAGAUCGCGACUACGCGCUGGAACACGCUACUUUUCACGAGGCAUCGACGAGAACGGCAACGUGUCCAACUUCAACGAGACGGAACAGACCAUCAUCUUGAACGACAGCGCAUCGGGUGGUCCAGGAGGCUUUGGUUCGAAUCAGAGUGGAGUUGGCGGCAACACAGGCAAAGAGACGCAGGUGCUCGCAUACGUCCAGACGCGAGGCAGUGUGCCGGUCUACUGGUCCGAGAUCAACACCCUGAAAUACACGCCCAAGCUGCAGGUUCGUGGGAUAGAAAACGCCCUGCCCGCCGCAAAGAAGCACUUCGCCGAGCAGAUACGGCUGUACGGCGACAACUGGAUGGUCAAUCUCGUCAACCAAAAAGGCCGCGAACAGCAAGUCAAAGAGGCGUACGAGCAAAUGGUCGAGCACCUCCUCAACUCGCCCAUGGAAAACGUGCAAGGCGACAGCAUCACACCCGAGAAAUUCCGCAUCAUCGAGCCCCACAACGCGCAGACCGUAUACGACCGCCUCCACUACGUCUACUUCGACUUCCACAACGAGACCAAGGGCCUGCGCUGGGACCGCGCAAAGCUGCUGAUGGACCAGCUGGACCCGCACGUCGUCAAGCACGGCUACUUCCGCGGCAUCGACAUGCCCGGCGACGCGGGCCGCGUCGAAGUCCGCCGCCACCAAACCGCCGUCGUCCGCACAAACUGCAUGGACUGCCUCGACCGCACAAACGUCGUCCAAAGCAUGAUCGGCCGCUUCAUCCUCUCCCGCAUGCUCAUCGACCUCGGGCUGCUGCGUGACGGCGAAAGCGCAGAAGAAGACCAGGCCUUUGAAUUCCUCUUCCGCAACGUCUGGGCUGAUAACGCGGACGUGGUCUCGAAAUCUUACUCCGGCACCGGCGCCCUCAAAACGGACUUCACCCGCCUUGGUAUACGUACAAAGGCCGGCGCGCUGCAGGAUCUGAGUAAUUCCAUCACCAGGUAUUGUUUGAAUAACUUCAAAGAUGGCCCACGACAGGAUGCGUUCGAUCUCUUCCUCGGCACGUAUCUUCCUGCUGACUCGUCGAUUGGCGCUCAACUUCUGUUUGCGGAUAGACGACCCAUCUUCAUCCAGGCCGUGCCGUACAUCCUCGCGGCGAGCGUGUUCUUCAUCCUCGUGGGUGCCCUGACGCGCCGCGCGCCUGAAGCGGCCGUCUGGCCGCUGCGCCUUGUUAUGCUGCUUUGUCUUGGGGGCGCGGCGGCGUGCUUGCAGUUUGUGUGGGGGAAUGGCGCGCUCUAUGUUAAUUGGCCCAAACUCAACCGUCUCCAAGCUCAGGUUGAAACGUACCAGGAUACGCUGAGUAAGGUGUCGCGCAGCCCGGUUGUGGGCGCGCUGGUGGGGACUAGGCAUGAGAGGGGGAAGAGCGAUGCGAGGUUGCUCGGGUUGGAGGAGGGGAAGAAGAGGGUUGAGUAGGUGGAUGGGAUUGGGAAGGAACUGGACUGGACUAAGGGGGUGGGGCAUAGAUGGG